Molecule: messenger RNA, 2791 nt
Organism: Lolium rigidum
Lineage: Eukaryota; Viridiplantae; Streptophyta; Magnoliopsida; Poales; Poaceae
Product: squamosa promoter-binding-like protein 9
Exons: 10
Coding region: 1-2553 (850 amino acids)
Cellular component (GO): nucleus
Molecular function (GO): DNA binding
Source: RefSeq, a predicted model, not a curated record
AUGGACGCCUCCGAUUCCGGCGGAGGCGGCGCGGCGGCGGCGGCUGCGGACGUGGGCGGGCCUCUGUGGGACUGGGACAACCUCCUCAACUUCGCCAUCGAGAACGACGACUCCCUGGUCCUCCCGUGGGAUACCCCCCUCGCGCCCGAGGCCGAUCCCGCCGUGACGGCGCCGUUCCCUACCCCGGCUCCGCUGCAUCCAGCGGACGCGGAGCCGGCGCAACACCCCCCUCCGCCGCCACAACCACCUGCUGUGGGUGGCGGAAGCAGGCGCGGCGUGAGGAAGCGGGACCCGCGGCUGGUGUGCCCGAACUACCUGGCGGGGAUCGUGCCGUGCGCGUGCCCCGAGCUGGACGAGAUGGCGGCCGCCGCGGAGGUCGAGGAGGUCGCCGCCGAGAUGCUGGCCGGCCCGCGGAAGAGGUCCAGGGCCGCUGCCCCCAGCCGCGGCACCGGGGCGGCAGCCAGAAGUGGCGCUGGUACUGGAGCGGCUGGCCGUGGGGGAGCGGCAGAUAUGAGGUGCCAAGUGCCUGGCUGCGAGGCGGACAUACGGGAGCUGAAAGGGUACCACAAGCGGCACCGGGUGUGUCUGGGAUGCGCGCACGCUUCCGCUGUCAUGCUCGACAGCGUCCAGAAGCGGUACUGCCAGCAGUGCGGCAAGUUCCAUGUGUUAUUAGAUUUUGAUGAUGACAAACGGAGUUGUAGAAGAAAGCUGGAGCGCCACAACAAAAGAAGACGAAGAAAACCCGAUUCAAAAGACACAUUGGAGAAAGAAACCGAUGAACAAUUGGAUUUGUCAGCGGAUGGCAGUGGUGGUGGUGAACUAAGAGAAGAGGAUAUAGAUGGUGCUACCUGCAACAUACUCGAGACUAUUCUCAGCAACAACGUAAUAGACAGAGAAACACCGGUGGGAUCUGAAGAUAUGCUUAGUUCUCCAACCUGUACACAAUCCAGCUUGCAAAAUGACCAAAGUAAAAGCAUAGUGACUUUUGCAGCGUCUGUUGAAGCCUGCAUUGGUACAAAACAUGAAAAUGCCAAACUUAACAAUUCUCCAGUGCAUGACACCAAGAGUACUUAUUCAUCCUCAUGCCCCACAGGACGUAUUUCGUUCAAGUUGUACGACUGGAAUCCUGCAGAAUUUCCUCGGCGUCUACGGAACCAAAUAUUUGAGUGGUUAUCUAGCAUGCCUGUUGAGCUGGAGGGCUACAUUCGUCCUGGUUGUACAAUACUAACUGUAUUUAUUGCGAUGCCACAGCAUAUGUGGGACAAGUUAUCAGAAGAUGCAGCAAAUCUUGUCAGAGACUUGGUAAAUGCUCCAAGCAGUCUUCUUUUGGGUAAAGGGGCCUUCUUUGUUCAUGUCAAUAACACAAUAUUUCAAGUGUUGAAAGAUGGAGCCACGUUGAUGAGUACCAGAUUAGAGGUACAAGCCCCCAGGAUCCAUUAUGUUCAUCCAGCGUGGUUUGAAGCAGGAAAACCAAUUGAACUCCUUGUUUGUGGAAGUUCUCUUGAUCAGCCUAAAUUCAGAUCACUUCUGUCGUUUGAUGGAGAGUACUUGAAGCAUGAUUGUUGCCGUUUAACAUCUCGUGAGACCUUAGCUUGCGUGAAAAGUGGUGAUCCUACACUUGAUCCUCAACACGAAUUUUUCCAGAUAAACAUCACUCAAACAAAGCCAGAUAACCAUGGACCUGGUUUUGUGGAAGUGGAAAACGUGUUUGGGCUAUCAAAUUUUGUCCCUAUCCUUUUCGGUAGUAAACAGUUAUGUUUUGAACUAGAGAGGAUACAAGAUGCUCUUUGUGGUUUUUCUCACAAGCACAAGGUUGCUACUUCUGACCCUGAACAUCGGGAACUUCAACAAACUGCAAUGUCGGGAUUUCUGAUAGAGAUUGGGUGGCUAAUAAGGAAGCCUUCUCCAGACGAAUUUAAAAAUUUGCUGAGUAAAACAAAUAUCAAGAGAUGGAUAUGUGUGUUGAAGUUCUUGAUACAGAACAAUUUUAUCAAUGUUCUGGAAAUAGUUGUACAGUCAUCAGAGAACAUCAUAGGCUCGGAGAUUCUUUCGAACCUGGAAAGGGGAAAGUUGGAACGUCACGUCACAACAUUUCUUGGAUAUUUAAGACAUGCCCGAAACAUUCUCAAUCACAGAGCUCAACAGAACAAGGAAACACAGCUUGAAACAGCGUUGCGUGGUGACAUUACUUCAAACCAGCCAAACUGGGGCACCUCUGUGCCACUUGGUAAAGAAAAUGUUGGUGCCAGCAGUGAGUUUAGUUUGCACUCUCCGACAAAUGUUGAGUGUGAAGAGGAAGAAAGUGUGCCACUUGUGACUAAUAAGGCUGUGUCACCUAGGCAAUGCUGCCGCCCUGAGAUGAAUAUUCGAUGGCUCAAUCCUGCUUCGGUUGCUUCUAUGCCAGGUGGUGCCAUGAGAAUGCGACUUGUCACGACUAUGGUAGUCGCUGCUGUAUUGUGCUUCACGGCCUGUGUUGCAGUCUUCCACCCAGAUAGAGUAGGGGUUCUUGCAGCUCCAGUAAAGAGGUACUUGUUUAGCGACUGCCCACCAUAGUUGAUGUUAGGUUAGACUAAUUUUUCUUGCUCUUGCUUUCGCCUGUACCAUAUGAACACCAUUCCAUCGAGGCAUAGCUUGUUUGUAUCUGUGAUCAAAUGCCUUUUCCACCAUUGGGAAUGCAGACCUGCAUCUUUUUGUUAGGAACUCUGACAUAGAUGCCUGGAGUUCUCAACCACCAGGUGUAUGAAAAGGUUUGAAGGGCUGAGUGAAUAAAAAGAUCGGGUUUCACAUUUUC